Messenger RNA from Didymodactylos carnosus, 1920 nucleotides. The record is from the annotation of a GenBank genome assembly. Lineage: Eukaryota; Metazoa; Rotifera; Eurotatoria; Philodinida; Philodinidae.
AUGCAUAAAUGUGAAAAUCAACUGCCUAUUGACACAGAUGAAGGAGAUGAAAAAAAAGAGCUUCAACUUGUUAUACAUCGUUUAAUUGACACUGGGGCUAUUUGGGAUUUGAUAACAUCUGUUAAAUGUUAUUUAUUUUGUUCAUUAAGGAAAGUAUGUUCUGAUGAACGAAUAUUGGGUGUAUUGUCAACGUGCUAUAUCAAACAAGAAAAUGCUAAUAAUUAUCAACGUUGUGUCAAGAAAGUAUGUUCUGAUGAACGAAUAUUGGGUGUAUUGUCAACGUGCUAUAUCAAACAAGAAAAUGCUAAUAAUUAUCAACGUUGUGUCAAUAGCAAAAGAAUGGACAAUAAGAAAAGAAAAUUAGAUGAUAUGGAAGCUGAAUCAAACAAAUCAAACACCUAUCCAUCUAAUAAAUUAUCUAUUUCCUUCGAUCCAUCUUCAAUUCCUUCAAUUUGUUAUCAAUUCAUCUUUGAAUUUUUACCCAUAGAAUCUUUAAUUUCAGUUUCACUUACAUGUAAAACUUGGUAUAAUAUAUUGAGUGUAAAUAAAUUAUGCUAUAAUAAAAAUACAAAAUUAAUGUUAUUAAAUCAAAAUCAACUUAUUACUAUUUCAAAUUCUAAAAUAUUACGUCAUAUUAAUAAAAUUGAAAUUGGUAAAUAUGAAAGUGGUCUAUCAAUUAAUACAUCAAUAAAUUUUCAAUUUAAUUUUACAUCAUUACAUUUUCUUAAAUUAUGUUUCAUCUCAUUAACUCCAAUAUUUAUAAUGAAUCUGUUUUAUUGUAUUUCCCAAACAUUACAGACAUUAAUUUUAGCUAUACAGCAUUAUUCAGCAUCAAAUUUAAAUAUAGAACUUUCAAAUCCAAUUACAUCCUGUCUGUUCAUUCUAUCUUCAUUACAUCUUCUUCCUAAUUUAACACAUUUUUUUAUUCUUGUUAAAUCAAGUGCAAAAAUUGAAUUUGAUAUUGAAAAAUAUUUUCAACAUUUAACAAAAUUAAAAAAAUUAAUUAUUCGUCAAGAUAAUUAUACAUGCAAAAUAAGUAGAAUAAAACAAUUAAAUUCAAUUAAAUUACUUUCUAAUUUAGAACAUUUAGAAUGGUUUGAAAUAUUACCCAAUGAUCUCAAAAUUUUAUCAACUGUUCCACUUCCAUCUCGAUUAGAAUAUAUCAAUCUUGAACAAACAUUGAUUACAAAUGAAAUAUUAUAUUAUUUAUCUAAAAUACCAACUAUUAAUUCAUUAAAAUCACAUCGAUUUUCACCUAUACAUAGUAAAUUAAAUAUUAAUGGUUUCAAUUAUUUACUUUCAUUAAAAGACACGUUGAAAGAAUUAGAAAUAAGCGCUAAAAAUAUCCAGUAUAAUGGAUUAAUGAUGAUACAAUAUCCGGGAGAAGCAGAUUGUACCGAAGAUGAAUAUGAAGUUCAUUUAACUCAAGAACAUAUAAAUAUUUUAAAACAAUUUGUGAAUCUAAAAAAUCUAUCAUUUAAUCAAAUAAAUAUAAAUAGAGAAGAUUUGGAUAAUUUAUUAAUUAGUUUAGCUGAAUAUAAUAAUUUAACUAUAUUAAGCUUAGAAUAUGUUCGUUUUCCAUCAUUUACAAGUAUAUCGAUAAUUAACAGUCUGGAAGAAUUAUCAUUAUCCCAUCCAUACAACAACAAUAGAGAAGAAUAUACAGAUAAAGAUUUAUUUAUAUUAUAUCCAUUAAAAAAAUUGAAAGUACUAUUAUUGUAUUAUAGUAUGAAUUUAUCAAAAAUGAUAAGAAAACAAUUAAAAGAAAAAACAUUAAAAAUACCACAAGACAGUCUAUUUUGUAAUUUAGCAUUUCAACAAUUAGAAGAAUUUAUUUAUAAUGAUAACAAUGAUGACGACGAUAAUGGUGAUGAUGAAAACGAUUGUGAAGAAGAGAAAGUGACGAUCAACGACGAAUGA